Molecule: messenger RNA, 2665 nt
Organism: Archocentrus centrarchus (flier cichlid)
Lineage: Eukaryota; Metazoa; Chordata; Actinopteri; Cichliformes; Cichlidae
Product: transmembrane protein 60-like
Exons: 4
Coding region: 238-639 (133 amino acids)
Source: RefSeq, a predicted model, not a curated record
UACCUACCUCUAGUGGACUUCAAAACUCACUGCAGGAACACCUCACAACCACUGCGCGUUUGUGACAACUUUACGGUUAAAACGCAACAUGACGAGCACCAAUCGGCUUCCAAGCAGGGGCGGAACCAGCUCGGAUAACGGACCCCAAAAAAAAAAUAGGAGGAGAAGAUGCUGCCUACCGAGCCAGAAACACACUAAACUUCAGUCUGGCUCCUCAUUUGGUCUCCAGGGAGUGAGAUGUCUCUGGCUCAGAGGGUUUUGUUGACCUGGGUCUUCACCCUGGUUUUCCUCAUCAUGCUGGUUCUCAAACUGGAUGGGAAGGUGCAGUGGAACUGGUUCAUCAUCUUCCUCCCUGUCUGGGUCUUUGAUGGCAUCCUCAUUCUCAUGCUUGCCAUCAAGAUGGCAGGCCGUUGCAAGCCUGGAUAUGACCCACGCAAUGGCUCUCCAGACCUGCGGCUGCGUAGCUGGUACCUGACAGCCAUGCUGCUCAAGCUCAGCUUCUGCCUGACUCUGUGCGCCAAGCUGGAAAGGCUGGCCGACGUGAAGCUGACAUUUGUGUGCAUACCACUGUGGACCAUGUUAAUGGGAGCGCUGGUGGAACUGGGGCUCAAUAUCUUUCCUGAAAGGAGAGAGGCUUAAGAGCAGUCUAAGACCUCAGUGUGAAUCACCGCACCCUCGACAAACCUAUGUAAGAACAUGACAGCAGAUGUUGGGAGUAGAUUUGUGUUCAUCUGGUCUAGGAGCUUAGCCUGAUUGUGUUUCCAGAGAAGAAUCAAAUCACCACCUCAGCCAUAAGUAUUCCUUCUAGGAACAAGAGACAUUGUGUAGGCAGACAACAGUUGGAAAUGCACAGAUUUCAGCAUAAAGUACUCAUAAAAUGUGGCCUGAUCUUCAUCACAGUCACAACUGCAGAAAAACACAAUCUGACUAAUCUAAUAAAGCACAAACAGGACUUUUCAUGGCUUUACUAAAGCCGAAAUAACUCGCAGUCCAGGCUGGAGAAUGAAGGUGAAUCUUGGAGAUAACGGCUUCUGCAAAAGUGGCUGAAAGCCUGGUGUUCAAAUUAAGGAAAUGAGAUGAGAGGCAUGGGCUGCAGAGCUCAAAAAAAAAAGCCUGGUUCUUGAUAAAAGUCUGCCCUUCUCAAGAAAAACUGGAAGGUGUGAACUGUGCUUUGAUUAUUAUGACUUUCACAGGAACUUAGAAGAAGCAUUUGGAUGUGCUGGAAAAAUCCUGAAUAUUCAUCAGUUUACAGUAAGACAAACUGUCUGCAAAUAGAGGAGAUUCAGGACUGCUGCUACCCUGUCCAGGAGGUGAAAAAGAAACCAACAAAACAUUUGCAAACAUCUGAAUGAAGUGUACCAAGGACUCUAGGAAGAAAAACACUGCAGUACAGCCAAAAUUUGCUAAAAAGAGUCUGAGCGCUCCACAGCAGAUAAGACAAAAGUCAGACUUUUGGGCAACAAUAAAUAAAAGCUCAUCCCAACAGGGAAUCAUGGUGGAGGCACCAUCGUGGUUUGGAGCUGCUUUGUUAUCAGGGCCUUGAGGUAGCAAAGCUUUGGGGUUGAGGGUUGUUCAAUCAUGCCAGUGCAGAAAAACUGAUGAACUGGCACAGUUUUGCAGGUGGGAAUGGUCUAAAAUUUAUCUUAGUUAUUGUAAAAGUCUCACAAGCAGCUACAGGAAGCUUCUGAUGGAGGUUGUUGGUGCUAAAGGAGGUGGGUUUAUGUAUUUUUUUCCAGCCUGGACUCUGAGUGAUUACUCAGUCUUUUUAAAUAAAUAUGUAUAUGCUGGUUCGGUCAGAGUGUAAUCGUAAAGUGUUUGCAAACCUUUCUUGCAGCUGUGAGUGUUCAGGUCUCAGCAGAAGAAGGUUGGGCUUCAGUGAAGCUGAGACUCCACUGACGUGCUAGUGAGUCGACCCUUUUCGUGUAAACACGGUCAAAAUAGCUCAAGGAUGGCCAUAUGGGAGCAGCUGUAUCUGUAAAAGUACUGUGAAGCCAACACUGGGGGGGAAAAAAACACACACACAUCCUCUAAUGCUUUGUCUUAUUACGGAUUCAAAAUGUCCAGUGCUGUUUCUCUGAAGUUUAUUUUUGCUGGAUGUAAGUGACCACAGCUGCACAGGCAGGAACUGAAUCUACUUCCUGUGUAACUAUCGCACUUGCUACCAAACUACAGUGUAAAUUUUUGUUAGAUAUUUUGUGGCUGCUUUAAACACUUGAUCUUCCCAUUCCAGAGCUGUGUUUUUAAUGAACUUUAAAAGACAGCAGCGUGUUUAGCUGCAAACACACAAAAGUGCAGGAUUUAAGAAGCAUUUGAUAUGCUGUUUUUUUUACAGGCUGCUCUCUCUGCCUUACACAAGUGUCCCAUUUAACUCAGUGAGCCCUGCAUUCAGACUAAAGUCCAAAACUCUGAUUACAAAUGAGGCUUUGUGUGUUUUGAAAAAAAAAUGUAUUUAAUUGCAGUCCUAGCCACCAGAGCACCAUAAGCUUUUGGUGUUUUCGUGUAAAUCUGAUCGCAGUUUCAUAUUAAUUAUGGUACGGCUGACUCUGUGCAUGGGCGAAAUGCAUUUAGUGCCAUUGGUUGUUUCUUUGUGUUACUUUGCACUGCAUUGAAGGGGAAAAAAUAAAUGCACACGUUUUGGAAAAUGCAUGCAAAUGUUGUAAUAAUA